UGUACGCACAUCUGCCUUCCAUAUAUCUCCCACCGCACUCAUCGCAAAAGUGAAUCUUUUGAUGGAUAUCAAAAUGCAAGAAUGACAAUCUGAAGCCCAACCUGGUCCCCCUAAAUGUUCCCUCUCGCUCAGCGGAAAACUGGCGCUAAGCCCAAAACAGCCGAAACUACGCCGACCUCUUUCCACCCACAGGCGGGCGUGUAUGGAGAGCGAGAGCCACAGCACCAUAUGAGAUCGACUGCACGCCGGAGCCAAAAGCCCAAAUCAAUCACUGCACCACAACACCACGACUUUCCAUCAAUCUGAGCAUCUCCACCAUCUCCAGCGCCCUCAUUAACCCUGGCUACGCAUCCGUUUUCUCGCAAAACGGAUGUCGCGGUCGCUUUAUUAUGAGUGAGGUUGGGCCUGCCGACCGCUCCCGCCUUUUGCGAUCCAAACGCAACGAACUCAGGUACAUUAAUUCCCCCAUGGGCAUGGUCGAAAGCGCAUGGCGAGGCGCAUCGAUGCAUCUGAUUUUCAGUGUGCUGAUGGUUGUAGUGGAAUUGUUACCUCGCGCGAGAGGAAGCUCCGCGAGUUAUUUGCCGUUUGCGACAAUGAAGGCCCCGUACCCCAAACCACCUACUCGAGCCCCAACGCGCCGCCCACCAGUGCUGCCGAAGAUCGAUUUCUCGAUGUCACCGACAUCCUAAAGUACGUGCCAUCACCACCUGCACCACCACAGAAUUAUAUGGAGACGGAGGGCUGGGUUAUAAAUGCCGUGGUUUUAUUAACGGGUAUUCUAGAGAUCGACUUUUCGACGAAUCCAAACUUCCCACGCGUCGACAGCUACGCUCCGAAACAGCGAAACAAAGAACUCUCAUUCGGAAGCCUAGCCCAGAGACUCGCACGAAGGACACUGCCCGCAAAGCGAAACCCCAGCGCGAUGGUUCCAAGCCGAGAAAGAGCAGGGCCACGACCCCAGAUGCGAAGAGUGAUGGUAGGCCGCCAUCUGUUGUUGAGAAUGGAAUAGAGUCCAAAGAAAAGGGGAUUCCGAUGGAGAGGUCGGCUUCGAAGAGCUCGCAGACCGACUUACCAGCAGAAUCCGCAGUUAUUCUGGGAGAGAUUAUAGAGGAAACAUUCCAACGGGCAACGAAACCAUCACCUCAUAUACCCGAUACAUCCAUUCCACCAAAAGAAUCCGAGGCUGAGCGGAUUAGAUCCGUAUUGGAAAGUAGAUCAAACAGCCCUGGGGUAGAUCCACGAAAGGCGAUGCCAAUACUGGCUGAGGAUGCUGCACAACUAUCCGAACCGCUCGUUGACGGCCUAGGUUCGCAUGACGUACAUCACAAAGCUACCACAGUGCAUCUUCCUUCGAAAGAAGUCCAAGAGAAACAUCUCAGGGAUGUAAAGCAGGCACAGGAGGAGAAGGGAAAGGCAAAGGAAGCUUCGAGUCUUGCUAUCAACCUACCUCGAGAUGGAGGUCACACUACCGAACCUGCUUCUUCUCCUGGGUCUACGAAUGGCGCUCAUUCAGCUACCACUUCUGCCCUGCACGAGACUUCCACAGACACUAGCCCAGAUAAUCAAAAUUCUAUGUACGAUCCAGGAACCAUCGAGAAGGAUGCCCAGACACCUCCAGAAUUACGUCCAACUCCACAACAAGUGGCAGAGAAGGAAGAACAUGAUCGAAUUCUUGAGGCACGAAUAGAAAUAGCACGCGAGGAAAUUCUCGGGAGCAGUCCACCGGCACCUGAUAAACAAUUACGGAUGGAGGAGUCUGCAUCCUUAAAUACGAUCGUGGUGGAUGAUCGAAGCCAUUCUAAUAGAGACUCGGAAAUCACUGUUGCUGAAAGGGAGGAAGAAGCGACUAAACGACUGACCAAGGAGGCCAGUGAGGUUGUGCGCGAUAUUGUCGAGGAUAUGAACGCUGCAGUACAUGCUAGAACUUCAGGGGAUAUCGAAAUGUCUGGUACGGAGCAGCCCAACGGAGCGACUGUUAAUGGAGUUGAACCCCGCAAGCGUGAGGUACCUGAUUCGGAGAACGAAGGAACCCCGGUUGAGGCUAUCGAAAAACCGACAGUCAAGGAUUCAUUCGAAAGUGAGAGUAGUGGUGCAACCAUUCGAGAUACUGUUCCAUCGCCAGCCACUUCCGCGCCAGUUGAAGCUCUUCCAAAUGCAACAAUCGAUUCUAAAAGGUCUUCUACCACCCCCACAUUAUCCACGCCAGCUCAAUCAGCUCCUCCUCCUGCUACAGCCAUAGCACCCCCAGUGACAGAACGUAUGACCACUAGGAUUACCUCUGGCACGAUGCGACAUAAAUCCGUCUCUGAAAUCCUUGGAGAAAUUCCACGACCUAAUGCCAAUCACAAUUCAGAUAGAAUUCCUGCAAGAAUCGCAACUGAUUCACGGUCGACUGAAAAUUCAACUUCACCAUCACGAAGCUCAACUCCUCAAUCUCCUGGGACCCGCAUACGCAGCUUGGUGGAAAAGGCAAAAGAGAGAGAGCGAAGCAAGCUUUCUACGGUCACCUUUUCUCGGCGUGCCAAUAAGCCAAAGUCGAAUGAAACUGCUCUGACAACAACUGGUAACCAGGUAAUCCGGCCUCAGGACGACUAUCUGAUGCCACUUUUCGUCGCUUCAGCAACAUCUGACAAGAGAGGUAUUCCAGCUCUAGAUAGUCUGCUGGCCACGGCUCAUAAGACGAUUACCACUGCAAAUGCAUUUUUACCCAUUCAGGAAAGUCAAACAAGCAAGGUCUUGAAGAGAAUAUAUGGACUGCAGUCGGCAAAUAAAUGGUCGUUGAGGCAACCAAAACGCGCUGUUGAACCCAACAGACCCACCACACACUGGGACGUUCUGCUCCAGGAAGUAAAAUGGAUGCGCACCGACUUCAGAGAGGAAAAGAAAUGGAAAAUGACCGUGGCUAGAAAUUUAGCAUUUGCAUGCGCGGAAUGGCUAGAGGCUGGUCCAGAGGAUCGAAAAUUACUACAGGUGAAAGCUACGCCACCGCCCAAACCUGCGCAGGAAUCUAGAAAUGAUGCAUCAAUGUCGGACCCCCAGGACAUCCCACAUCUCACUCCCGACCUUGUUGCUUCCGGGGAGUUUGAUUCUCCUAUGGAUGAUUUUGAUGAGGAACCUCGCUUGAAUUUGAUGGAUACCGUUGCCCCUACUGCCAUAUUCGCUCUCCAGGAUGAUGACGUUGUUUUUCCAUUACGAAGAUCACCUACUGCUGAUAAAUUGCUCAAUGAAUUGCCCAUGUAUGGGGCGCCAUUGAGUGUUCCACAGUCAGAUAUACUGACCUCAGAAAUUGAUCCUGAUCGUAUGUGGAGGAGACCUGCUCUGCCUAUAAGCAAGUUUGUUGAGGGCAGGAUGGAGCUCAAAUUAGGCGGGCCACCUCGGAAAAAGAGUCGUUACCAAUAUGAAGAUGAAGAAGAUGACGAGGAUGAGGUUGUCUUUGGGGACCCAGAUCAAAAAAGACCUGUUGCUCCGCCAGAAAAGUCUGAUGUUGCUUUAUUUGAUCCGCAACAUAAGCACAUUCGCGACCGCAUACAUUCUUCACAUCAAUUUCGUCCACCCACAGAAUUCCCGAUGCCACUACAAAGCUUCUUUGAGAGUCGGGCCCCUUCGCAGUGGACAUACGAGGAGGACAACGAACUCAAAAGUCUGGUUCGAGAAUACUCUUAUAAUUGGUCCCUUAUCGCCAGUAUGCUGUCUUCCAAAUCCCUGUUCUCUUCUGGGGCAGAACGCCGUUCACCUUGGGAGUGCUUCGAACGCUGGGUUCAGCUUGAAGGGCUACCUACAGAUAUGCAAAAGACACAUUACUUCAGAGCAUACAACAGUCGUAUUGAGGCUGCCAACAGGGCAGUAUUGCAAGCUCAGUCUGCUGUCCAACCCCAACCGAUGGCCAAUGGACAAAUGCAACCACAACCCCCAAGGAGGAGAAUUACGGCUAGUGUACGGGUUGAACGUCGCCGGAAUUCAAAACAUCUCAACAUGGUCAACUCAAUGUCAAAGCUGGCUAAGAAACGUGAGACAAGCUUACAGAAACAGACCCAGGCUGCUGGUAUGGCUGCUCUUCGCAAAGCCAACGAGAAUCAACAACCUGCACAAGCACGGAACGUACACACUCCACAGGAGUUUAGUCGCCUCAAGCAUGAUCGCGAUGAACAAAUCAGGGAGCGGCUUGCACAGAUGCAGCAGCGGGCGAUUCAACAGCAAAGAGUAUGAUAUAUCUUACCUCUUUGCCAUCUAUCACAUUCCAUAUUCCUUAGUUUUCUUUCUCUUCUCUAUUUACAUUAGCUAAUUUUUUAGGCCGCCGCUCUGCAGCAGCAACAAAACAGAGUUGCCCAGCAAGGUGGUCCUCUAAAUGGAGGGCCCCAGGCUCGACCUCCUGGAUCACAGCCACCGAAUGGACCACCCGCUCAAAACGGCCAAAACCUUGCAGUCCCAGGUCAACAAAAUAGAAUUCCUCGCCCAAUGCCACCGCAAAUGGCUCAGCAAAUGAGUCAGCAGAUGGGUCAACAAAUGCAAAAUAGUCUCCGCGUGCCUCAAGUUCCUAUAAACGGUGUUCCUCAAGCUCCCAUGCAAGCGAUGCAAGGCCAACUUCCAAUGCCAAACCCAGCCGUAAGUGUAGGAUUGAUCAAUCAAGCUGCCCAGACUGCAGAACAACAACGUGCCAUGAUUCAGAUGCAACAGCAAGGGAAGCCUCCUCUUCAAUCACCUCAAUUGCAAAAUUCCCCGCCAAGAACAAACGGUAUGCCUCAACCUGGAUUUGCCGUGCAAAAUAUGAUGGCUUUCAAUGGCAACGAAAAUCGUGUUCCAGCAGUCUCUCCUCCGGUAAAUGGUAUGGUGCCUUCGCCUGGUCAACAACAUGGGCAAGCUGGAUCACCUAGAAUGGGUCAACCGACUCAACACUCGUCGCCAAAAGAUGGGUUACAUACUUAUGUUGGACAGAUGGAGGCUGUUCUGAAGAAAAAGUAUCCUCAAGCGACUCCAGAAACAAUUAGGAACAUGAUACAGGCACAAAUGCAGCAACAGAUGAAGAACGUUAUGCCGGGGUCCGGGAUGGCUCAAAACGCAAUGAAUGCCGCUGCCGGAGGAUUACCAAAUACGUCUGGGGCCUUGGGUGGGAUGAAUGCUCAAGCUCAUCGGGUGCCUCCGGGGGUUGAAAGUAGUCCACAGUUGUAUGCGCAGAUGCUGAGACAGCAACAACAGCAACAGCAGGAGAGGCAGCAACAAGAGAAUCUCCAGAAAGUGGAGCAGGCUAGACAAGCAGCUGCUGCUGCCGUUGCGAGCAACCAAAAUGGAGCUGGUGGUCCGAAUAAUAAUGGUCAACAAGCUCAGGGUCAUGCGCAUAGGAAUAGCUCGGGCAGUGUGCAAAGCUCCAAGUAACGUGGGGGUGUGCGUUGGUGUGUUUGGGUUGUUGUCUCGUCUUUUAUAAGCAGGUGGGGGUUCGGCAUGCUAUGCUUCUUCAUUUUUUGUGAAAAGGCGUGGAGUUUUUUGGUGUUAGGGUGGAUUUUAUCUGAUCAAUCACCAUUGGUGGUUGUGGGUUGGGAUGGGAUGGGUGGGAAACCUACCUACAGUUAGAGUAGAUCUUUUUUUUUUCACUCUUACGAGAAAUGUCUUUUCUCGAGGAAAUACUGUCUAAGUGUUGUGUAUUGGAGGGUAUUGAGAUCCUGAUACAGGUAUUCUGCAUCCUAUGAAAUGGGAAUGCAGAUGAGAUGAAAUGGACGGGAUAGAAGGUGAAUGGGGCGUAUAUAAUAAUCCCUCCCCGUUCGUCUUCUUUUGAAAGUGGAGCAGUUCAAAGCGAAGCAAAGGAAACUUGAAUGAGAAGAACCGACUUGUGUAUGAUGAAAUGAGAGAGUGUAAAUACAAAUAUAAAUUCAAAUUCAC
Molecule: messenger RNA, 5871 nt
Organism: Hymenoscyphus albidus
Lineage: Eukaryota; Fungi; Ascomycota; Leotiomycetes; Helotiales; Helotiaceae
Source: the annotation of a GenBank genome assembly